AUGACAGUGCAUCGGCAGCCAGCAGCAUGGAGGUCAUGGACCGCAUCGCCUCCCUGGAGCAGCGUGUCCAGAUGCAGGAGGACGAGAUCCAGCUGCUCAAGUCAGCGCUGGCUGACGUGGUGCGCCGCCUCAACAUCUCUGAGGAGCAAAACGCCAUGACCAACAGGAGGGGACCCACUAAAGGUAACUGACGUGUCACACAAAAAGGCACGGGCAGAGACACACAGGUACACACACACACAUCCCAGGGAGGUUUUAUUAACGUUCUGUGAAUGGCAGAUAUAGGUUAUUUGAAGGUAUUUAAAUAACGUUCUGAGAACGUUUCAAUAAAACACUGCUGGCUUAGGUUAACUGUUUUGAAUUCAAAGCACAGAUAGGACACAUGGAAAUUCAUUUACUAAGGCAUUCAUCAUGCAAACACAUUCCUUUUUUGUUGUGGCACAGCAUCAGUGAGACUCAAACCUAUGAUCUUCUGUUCUCUAUCCAUGGAAUUAGUCCACUGCGCCACCAGGAUGGAGCUAGCAUGCCAUGUUUUUUUUUUGCUCAUACAAAGCUGUUCAUUUUAGUCUAUUCAAACAGACCCCAUUUCAAAAGAAACAAGCGCUCAUUAAGAUCAGGUGUGGCCAAAUAGUUGGUGUGGCCAACACACCUGAACACACUUAACAAGAUAGAGAAUAGAGAGAGUUUUGUUGACGCUUUAAAAAAAAUUAUGUUUUUAAAUAACAUUCUUAGAACGUUCUUUAAACGUUACUGAUGUUUUCUUGUGGGUUUUUAUGGAAUGUUUUCUUAGUGUUCUGAUAACAUGACUUUAAAUAGAACCACGAGAAAAUCUGCACAAAACGUUCUGCUGAAGUACUGAACUUCCCACAGAAGAACGUUGUUUCGUAACGUUCUCUGAACUAUUUGAGAACAUUCCCAAUGUCAAACCAGUUGGAGAACGCUCAUAGGAUAUUACCAAAAAUGUAAUUAAAUGUAACCAUGUUUGAACUUUUAGGAAAAGUUAUGUUAAAGUAAUGAAAUACCAAGAAAAUACGUUUUUUUGUCAAGUUCCUUAAAUGUGCUGAGAAUGUUCCAAAGCCAAGUAACUAUCCUGCACCAUUCCCAGAACGUUGUGGGAAGGUUGUAUGUGAAAUAAACAUAUGGUUCUCAGAACGUUAUGUGCUAGCUGGAAUAGAACUUAUGGAUCUCACACACACACACACACACACACACACACGUAAACUUUUGUUUCCCUCCCAUUCCAGACCCAUCUUCUCCUAUUGUGUUUCUCCAUCUAUCUAUAUCUCACUGUUUACGCUACUUUCAUCUUCCUGUCAUCCUUUCCUGGACUCUGUUGUCGUGGUAUGUGUAUGUACAGCUGUAGACCCAGCUUUGAUGAAAAGGUCCCCCUCGUCAGACAGCAAUGGUGGAAAGCCAGGUAGGCUCUGUCCCUUCUAACAUGGCCUGCCAGGUAGGCUCUGUCCCUUGUAUCAUGGCCUGCUUUGUGCAACUCUACAGAGCGCUACUGUGUCUUCAGUAUGAUGUACAUUUUAUGACAAAAGUCCAUAGUCUCUAUGACAAAAGGGAGUAGGGAUGUCCUAAAAUGUACAUUGUACUACUGUGCACUAGUGUCCACUGAGUCUACUGACACUGAGCACAUUGCCAGUGAAGGACAUUCUGAUGUUGUUGCACUAGACUGCAUGCCACACAAGUCCCCCUAACUCAGAGUGGAUGAGAGGUGGUAUGCUGUGGAAACACUUGCAUGGUUUUUCCUUAAUUCUAGCAUGUCCUGACACCCACACUAAAUAUCACAUUAUGUGGCUACAAUUCACCGACAAACUUUGAGAUGCUAGUUAUUUGCAUAUUUUGGCUGUACCUUAGUGAGAUACAGGAUAAGUCAUCGCUCCUCUGCUCUACACAGAGGCGAGCCAUGGCACUUCAAAAACAGUGGUUCGUUUGAAAUACACACUCCCCACUCUCUCUCUCACUCUCUGCCUGGUGCCCCUGUUUGAUCUAAUUCUGCUGUAUCGCACACACACCACACACACACACACCACACACACACACACACACACACACACCACACACACACACACACGCCAGCCGGGCAAAGCAAGCAUAACAAACCCCACCAGCUUAUCUGCAGUGAUAAAUAUUUCAAAGCCACUGUUCUGCCGUCCAUACAAAUACAGGCCUUGCUACCCUUAUCAGUGCUGUUAGCAAUUAUGCUGAGGAGGUAAAGUGGGCCCCUAAUGGCGUUAGAAUGGAGCGCAGGGAGUCACUCGAGGUGUGAGUGAAGGUCUAGCAGUGUGACUGCACAUAAAGAGGCAUGUGUCUAUUGAACUGUUGUUUCAAUGAAUCUCAAAUAAAAUUUUAUUUUAAAUCAAAUAAAAUUUUAUUUGUCACAUGCUUCGUAAAAACAACAGGGAUAGACUAACAGGGAAAUGCUUUCUUCAGGGCCCUUCCCAACAAUGCAGAGAGAAAAGAAAGAGAAAUAGUAGAAAAAGAAUAACACAAGGAAUAAAUGGUUCCAGACUUGGUGUAUCGGUACCACUUGAACAGUCUAUGACCUGGGUGGCUGGAGUCUUUAAAAAAUGUUUAGGGCCUUCCUCUGACACCGCCUGGUAUAGAGGUCCUGGAUGACAGGGAGCUCGGUCCCAGUGAAGUACUGGGCCGUACGCACUACCCUCUGUAGCGCCUUGCGGUCAGAUGCCAAGCAGUUGCCAUACCAAGCGGUGAUGCAGCCAGUCAAGAUGGUCUCAAUGGUGCAGCUGUAGAACUUUUUGAGGAGCCGAGGGCCCAUGCCAAAUCUUUUCAGCCUCCUGAGUGGGAAGAGGCGGUGUCGUGCCCUCUUCACGACUGUGUUGCUGUGUGUAGACUAUGAUAAUUCCUUAGUGAUGUGGAUGGGGGCGUGCUUGGCCCUCCAUUUCCUUUAGUCCACGAUCAGCUCCUUUGUCUUGCUGACAUUGAGGGAGAGAUUGUCCUGGCACCACACUGCCAGGUCUCUGACCUCCUCCCUAUAGGCUGUCUCAUCGUCGUCGGUGAUCAGGCCUACCACCCUCGUGUGGUCGGCAAACUUAAUGAUGGUGUUGGAGUCAUGUGCGGCCAUGCAGUAUUGGGUGAACAGGGAGUACAGGAGGGGACUAAGCACGCACCCCUGAGGGGCCCUCGUUUUGAGGGUCAGUGUGGCGGCCGUCAGGAAGUCCAGGAACCAUUUGCAGAGGCAGGUGUUUAUUCCUAGGGUCUUUAGUUUAGUGUUGAGCUUGGAGGGCACUAUGGUGUUGAACGCUGAGCUGCAGUCAAUGAACAGAAUUCUCACAUAGGUGUUCCUUUUGUCCAGAUGGGAAAGGGCAGUGUGGAGUGCAAUAGAGAUUGCGUUAUCUGUGGAUCUGUUGGGACGGUUUGCGAAUUGGAGUAGGUCCAGGGUGUUUGGGAUGUUGGUGUUGAUGUGAGCCAGCCUUUCAAAGAAUUUCAUGGCUACAAAUGUGAGUGCUACGGGGUGAGAGUCAUUUAGACAGGUUACCUUGGCAUUCUUGGGCACAGGGACAAUGGUGGUUUGCUUCUCCUUUAAAGAUUAUAGAGAGCAUCUGAAGCUUAAUGUAAGUGUAUUGUGUGUGUGCUUCCAUGUGCUCUAUAUCUUGAUUGUAUUCAACCUUUCCUAGUAUUUAUUUUACAGGUACAUCAUUGUCCCAUCUCAUAAUUACACUUCACACCUACAGUAAAUAGAGUUGUAAAAUGUUGGAAACUUUUCCAAAGAUCCCAGGUUUUUCAGAAAAACCCAGGAUUUCAGAAAAACCCAAGAACUUUGGGAACGUUUCUAGCAUUUUGCAGCCCUAUAUCUGAAUUAGAAAAUUCCCAAUAGCUGACCACCAUGAAAAGUGUAUUUUCUGCAUGUUGCAGCUAGUUCAAUGCAAAGCACCACUCACCCUGUGGUACUGUGUGUGUUUGUCUUACAGCUAGACCCAUGAUGGCUGCCCUGCCUCUAAGGCACACUGUCAACAACUGCACUGUCUUGCCAAAGAAAAGCUGCGGCACGCUACCAUCCCCCACCGGCUCCAGGAAGGAUGCUGCUGCACCAGCAACCAAGAGGUAAACACAGCUCAAAUCCUCCCCAUUACCUUCCCUUACGAAAAAAGAUUGCAGUCAGAGAGCAGUAUAACUCCAGUACACUGCAGUAUAACUACAGUAUGCUGCAAAUACUGCGUCCAAAAUAACACUUUUUUUACUACAGUAAUUUUGCAGUGUAACUGCAGUUACAGUGCAGUAUAACUGCAGUUUAGCUGCAGUACGCUGCAGUUAUUCUGCAAUUACUAUGUCCAAAAUACCACAGUCGACUGUAGUUACUGCACUUUUACUGCAGUUUCAAAACUGCUAUCUUUUUUUGUAAGGGUUAUGGUAGGCCUAAGGCCAGGAGUUUUCCUGACCACGUGACCUGACAUAGGGCCAGUUUAUGAGAUAUCUCUCAACAGUAUUUUUUUUGUUCUGCGUAAAACCAACUCUGUUUUAGUUUUCGCUUAUUGAACCUAGGGGCUUUAUAAAACAGUAAUGACUGUGUGUUCCAGAUAACCAGAUUUUGGGCAUUCAUAUUUUAAUGUUGUCAGAGUAAAUUGUACCCUAAAGCUCAAGUGCACACUAUUUAAAUACACAUUUCUACCUCACCUAAAAAUUCACACAACAUAGGAAAUCAUUGCACCUUUGGUGUGUUUAUUUUACUAGUCCACACAAAGUCAACAGAUUAUUUUACUCCUGCAAACACACACUGUGUGUCUUUCAUUGUAUUACUACUAUCUCCUCUGUGGCCUGUCUGCCUGUGCUCAUUUUCCCCUCGCGUAAAUUUCCCCUCCUCCUAAGGGAGAGCCAUUGACAUUUUAACAUGUAUAAUAAACAAAGGUACAGUGCUGUCACAGGCGUCCCCAUUUACACUGCGCUGGUAUUCAGAGUCUGGGCAUUGAUUUACUGAUUGGGGCUGACUGGGACCAAGGGAGUGCAGGUAAUCAAUCACAAUUGGCUAUUGGGAACAAUAGGCACUCCUCCAAUGAUGGUAAUGCCUGGAGUCUAAUUAUCAUAAUCCAGGUCUGAGGAAUGGAUGGUGUAUGGAUGGGACUAUAGAGUAAAUAGGUACGAAGGGGAGGAGAGGGAGGGUGGGAGGGAGUUCCUAACAUGGAUGCCCUAUAGGUGAACCUUCUCCAGACUGAAGCAAUAGAUAUAGAGUGAUAUGGAGCGGACCAAGCUAGACUCGGUAACACACUAAGGCACAGGGGAAAUGUCAAGGGUCUGUUGUGUAUUAAUAGGACUAGAAGUGUAAAUGGUUUGUCCAUGCAUGGGAGAUAACAAUGAAUCCCUGGUCGUGUGCACAUAGAGGCCACAUUGAUUCGGCCUCCAUAAGAUCUUGACCCCUGAACUUUAACACUUUGCACAAAGGAUAGCUCACCCGCCCAUACUUCCUAACUCAGUGUUAUUUUAGGAUGAGAAGGACGGAAGUCUGCAGGAAGCUGAAUUGUUUACAUUGAACACUAUUAUUUGUAUUUGCGCUGUGUGCUGAUGUUUCCACAAGAGAUCCCUUCAUACAGGUACACACACGCAUAUACUCAUAUUUGAUCAUAGACAUACGGCAUGUAUUCCUAUUCAUCACAAAGACAUGUUUUCACCAUACCUCCACUCAUGCCAGCUGAUCUCUAUCUCAUUUAAAUGGCACUUUUGCAGUCUCAACCAAAGCUCUGUUCUGUAAAGGUCAUCUCUAUCAAACUGACAAUUUGGUCCAUUACCAGACAUGAGACAUCCUUUUUGAACAAACUAGUAUUGUCAGUUUGUAUCCAAUAGCCACAAUACUGAACUUGAUUCAAAUGGAUGCAAAUGUUAUAGUCAUAUACUGUAUCUACACCUUAAUUCUCUUAAAAAUCACAGAGCGUGAUACUGUACAUCACCUGUCUUUUUUGUCUUAUCACAAUUCACUGUCUCCUUUUCCACUUCCUGUUUCCCUGUUUCCCUUCUCGGUCAUGCAUGCCCCCUGUCUGUCCAGUCUGUCUGGCAUACCCCCCAGACUUAUCUACAUCACUUCUCCUCGCAGGUGAGAGGGUGGCCAAACUGUGAAGCCAUCACCAUCCUCAAACCUCAUAAUGUUACCUCAAUCGAUCCACGAGUCAUUGAAUUAACAGAUCAUUUCUAUGAACAAUGAAUAACAACAUUCAUCACAAAAACAUCUCUCUCCCUGGAAAGCUGUUGCAAUUGUUAUUGUUACUAAGUGGACUACCCUGGUUAAAUAUUGAUUACUGCAUUGUUGGGUUUAGAGCUUGGAAGAAAGGCAUUUCACUGUACUUGUCCAUGUGACAUUAAAACUUGAAACUUGAAACCUGAAACUUAAAUGAAAUGAAUGAAUGAAUCUCUCUCUCUCUCUCUCUGUCUUUUUCUCUCUCUCUUUCUCUGUGUGUGUGUGGUGGGAAUUAGAUCAACUACAGAAGGUGCUGCUCCCAUGCCAACCUAAGUUGGCAAAGAGACCAAAGAUUUCAAUAAAUCCCCCAUGGCCUAAUUAACUCCAUUCCUGAUCGAGGUAUGCCUGCUGCCUGGCAUACAUCAACUAACAAAGGUCCCCUCACACACACAAGCACGCACGCACACACACACACACACACACACACAAACACACACACACACACACACACACACACACACACACAAAGAUACACAUGCUGGACCCUGUUCCAGGGGGAUAACAUCAGCCGCCAACGGGAGGAUUGAAUGGACUUUGGUCUCGCAGGCCGGAUUAGACUUGAGCCUGGUAGCCAUUCCAGCCAAUGAACUGCUGAUGGGGCCGUUCCUUUGUGAAGGCAUUUUUUAAUGGGCUUCUUUUUGACAUGUUUCAACCAUCUCCUCUUAUACCAUCACAAAUGUGACCUUGAAUGAAUCACAGGGGAGAGAGAGGGAAAAGUCUCUCUCUGUCAUGGAUCAGUAAUCGGGUUUCCUGGUAUAGGGCCUUCUUUGGUGUAUUAUGACGGUCUGUACUUACAGUGUCAUAUGAGGACUUGUAGUAGAUAUGGUAUUCAUAGGUUGCUGGUAUGGUCCUUGCUUGACCUUGCCACCACUCUCAAAAUCAAGUUUGAAGUCUUUGAUAUUUCCGAUGAUAGAUGAAAGUUAUUAUAAGGAUUUGCAACUGAAAAAUCUCUGAGGGGAUACAACACUUGGGCUCCCGAGUGGCGCAGCGGUCUAAGGCACUGCAUCUCAGUGCUUGAGGCGUCACUACAGACCCCCUGGUUCGAAUCCAGGCUGUAUCACAACCAGCCGUGAUUGGGAGUCCCAUAGGGCGGCACACAAUUGGCCCAGCGUCGUCCGGGUUUGGCCGGUGUAGGUGGUCAUUGUAAAUAAGAAUUUGUUCUUAACUGACUUGCCUAGUUAAAUAAAGGUACAAAAUAAUAACAAUAACAGCCUAUUUUAACACUAUUCCCCAAACAAUUAAUGCUAUGCUUCUUUCUUUCACCAUUAAGUAAUUGUAUCAUCCAUUUUACUGUCUCUCCCCCAGAGAGAGAAAUCUUGGGUACUUAUUUUAAGACAUUUCAAGUAACAAAUCAUAAUUCCUUAGACAAUUUAUUUUAAGCACCUCUAUUUAUUCAAAAUGCACCAUCAGGUAGAUUUAUCAUCCAUUUUACCAUCUCUUCCUCCAGCACUGUGAGGAGAACCAACUCCAACGAAACGAUGGGUACACUGACACGUAAAGACAGCGCCGACUCCAAGAGCAACCGCACCCGCACCGGCUCUUCCGGGAGUAACUCCAGUGGCAAGAGAGCCAGUGAAAGGUACAGCCAGCCUAACAACAAUAACUCAUCCUCCACAGCCAGACCUGGGUAGUGUUCAGAAGGGCACACCGUAGCAAAAUGUUUAAAAACAGAAAACGAAAACAAGCAUUUCUUAUUGGAAACAUACCGGUUAUAGUCAGUUUCAUAAAGUUUCACCCUACUGCACAUGACCCUGGGAUCAAGUAGUGUUUGUUUUCUUUCAAAUACUUUAUCUGCACUUGAUUAAACCUAUCUGGCGCAAUGCCUGGUUCAGUGUUGACCUUUUUGUUUUUACUCACCCUGCAGCAAACUUAAGGAGCCUGUUUUCAAUGCAGGUAAGAGCCAACUAUAUACUUAUCAGUGAUGCCAUGCACUCAGUGGCUCCCUGUAAGUUAGAGAUUUAAAGCUUUUGAGACACAUACCAUAACAUAACCCUGGAAAAUGUCCUUGCUUUUGUUUUGCAUAAUCUAGAGACAUAUGAUAGCUGUUAUCAACUGACCAUUUGAGCCAUUGUUCGAUUAAAUGGUUGGAUUCAUACAAUUUGUCAGCAUUGUUUGUCAGACGUGCAAAAUAAAUGCAAGGUAUGUUACAGGUUAAAGCCAGGUUAAAGCCAGGGCCUGCAUCCCAGCAGGCAAAAUUGGUUGCAAGAUGUCAAAGUGUCAUCAUUUUGGUUAUAAUGAUGUGAUAAUGACAUAAUUUAAACCACUUUUGCCCACUUGGUCAGUUCCCAGCUCACAGAGUACCACUCAAGGAUGUUCCGUGAUGUGCUGUGAUGUGCAGUGGUGACGUUUGUGCUGUAACGUGUUGAAAAUGUUCAUCCUUCAACCAAUAAUCAUCCAACCCUCCAUAACCACUUCCAUCCUCCCAUAAGUUCUUAUUAAGCAUUUAAACCUCCAUUGUCAUCUAUGAUUUCCUUUUUCCUUUCCUUACCAGGAGUUAUGCACAUGUACAGUGAGGGAAAAAAGUAUUUGAUCCCCUGCUGAUUUUGUACGUUUGCCCACUGACAAAGACAUGAUCAGUCUAUAAUUUAGGUAUGGUAGGUUUAUUUGAACAGUGAGAGACAGAAUCACAAAAAAAUAAAAAAUAAAAACGCAUGUCAAAAAUGUUAGAAAUUGAUUUGCAUUUUAAUGAGGGAAAUAAUUAUUUGACCCCCUCUCAAUCAGAAAGAUCUCUGGCUCCCAGGUGUCUGUUAUACAGGUAACGAGCUGAGAAAGGGAGUGCUCCUAAUCUCAGCUUGUUACCUGUAUAAAAGACACCUGUCCACAGAAGCAAUCAAUCAAUCAGAUUCCAAACUCUCCACCAUGGCCAAGACCAAAGAGCUCUCCAAGGAUGUCAGGGACAAGAUUGUAGACCUACACAAGGCUGGAAUGGGCUACAAGACCAUCGCCAAGCAGCUUGGUGAGAAGGUGCCAACAGUUGGUGCGAUUAUUCGCAAAUGGAAGAAACACAAAAGAACUGUCAAUCUCCCUCGGCCUGGGGCUCCAUGCAAGAUCUCACCUCGUGGAGUUGCAAUGAUCAUUAGAACGGUGUGGAAUCAGCCCAGAACUACACGGGAGGAUCUUGUCAAUGAUCUCAAGGCAGCUGGGACCAUAGUCACCAAGAAAACAAUUGGUAACACACUACGUCGUAAAGGACUGAAAUCCUGCAGCGCCCGCAAGGUCCCCCUGCUCAAGAAAGCACAUAUACAGGCCCGUCUGAAGUUUGCCAAUGAACAUCUGAAUGAUUCAGAGUAGAACUGGGUGAAAGUGUUGUGGUCAGAUGAGACCAAAAUCGAGCUCUUUGCCAUCAACUCAACUCGCCGUGUUUGGAGGAGGAGGAAUGCUGCCUAUGACCCCAAGAACACCAUCCCCACCGUCAAACAUGGAGGUGGAAACAUUAUGCUUUGGGUGUGUUUUUCUGCUAAGGGGACAGGACAACUUCACCGCAUCAAAGGGACGAUGGACGGGGCCAUGUACCGUCAAAUCUUGGGUGAGAACCUCCUUCCCUCAGCCAGGGCAUUGAAAAUGGGUCGUGGAUGGGUAUUCCAGCAUGACAAUGACCCAAAACACACGGCCAAGGCAACAAAGGAGUGGCUCAAGAAGAAGCACAUUAAGGUCCUGGAGUGGCCUAGCCAGUCUCCAGACCUUAAUCCCAUAGAAAAUCUGUGGAGGGAGCUGAAGGUUUGAGUUGCCAAAUGUCAGCCUCGAAACCUUAAUGACUUGGAGAACAUCUGCAAAGAGGAGUGGGACAAAAUCCCUCCUGAGAUGUGUGCAAACCUGGUGGCCAACUACAAGAAACGUCUGACCUCUGCGAUUGCCAACAAGGGUUUUGCCACCAUGUACUAAAUAAUGUUUUGCAGAGGGGUCAAAUACUUAUUUCCCUCUUUAAAAUGCAAAUCAAUUUUUAACAUUUUCGACAUGCAUUUUUCUGUUUUUUUUUUGUUUGUUAUUCUGUCUCUCACUGUUCAAAUAAACCUACCAUUAAAAUUAUAGACUGAUCACGUCUUUGUCAGUGGGCAAACGUACAAAAUCAGCAGGGGAUCAAAUACUUUUUUCCCUCACUGUACUAUUAAUUUAUUUUACUGUAUGAGUUUGUAUACAGCAGCAGUAACAGUAAACACCAUGAGAUAAGAUUAAUUGUGAUGAGAAAGAAGCAUCUCCAGAAUGGUAUUGAUUGCUGGGUUAAUUAGACUCCAGUAACCCAUUAGGCUGAUUUAGCUGGUGUGACUGAUUAGACAUAACAGCUAUUGAGAUGAUACCUAAAUAGUCCCAAUGGACACCGUGCCUUCAUGUAAUAUGUUAAAUUGUUUACUGUUUUUUAGAAUCUCUCUAUAGCCCAUCAUAAGCUAAUCUUCCAAGAAUCCUUAAAGAAAUAAACAAGUGACACAAACAGUACAUGCUUAGCCUAUGUGAAAUCAUCGGCUGCUCCUGUUCUGACUUGUAGAUCAGAAAGAUAGAUAGAUAGAUACAAAAAAAGUCUGAAGCACAAAAGCCUACGUGUUGCCAAGAAGAGGCGCUUGCAUAAAAUGGAGGCACAAAAGUCACAAUGAUGAGUAAGUCCAAGUCAGGAGCCCAUGCAAAACCUCACCUGGUCCUUCUGUCCCCUUCUCUGUGAACUCACAAGGGAUGCGACGAGUGACACACUGCAAAGGUAGGCCUUGGUCCUCAAGCCCCCUUACCUUAGCAGCUCUCUGGACAUUGUGUUCUCCUAAGGCCUUAGAAGAAAGAGUUAAUAUAUACAUAAAUGAGCCAUAUGUGGCAUGGAGGGGUUUUAGCCAACAGACUACCCCACCAUCAUGGGAAUUGCGCCCAAGGAUAUAGUCUGGUAGCUAAAAUCUCGCCAUGCCACAAUUUGGCGUAGUCGGACAGAUAUUACAUUGCACAUAUCUGAUGCUAUUAGAGUUAGACUACCAGCUAUUGUUCUUGUCUCAUACGAGAACGUAUAGUAUAGGCUACUGACUCAGAAUCCUUUUGCCUUAAUGAUUCAUAGGCCCAAUUCACAGAGAGCUGCCCCAUGGUAGGGGUGGGGUUGAGUUGACAGUGAGUGUGAUAGUAUCCCUCCCCAAUAUGUCAGCCAACAGUGGACCAAUAAACACUCUCUAACACACUGAGAGUUUGAACUGUGUGUGGUUGAUUGCAGUGAUUGCAGUGCUGCUGUUACACUAGCUGUUAACUGUAGUGUGGAAUUGCCACUUUCUAGAUGUGUUUGCUCACAGCCACACAGCGCUCUUUUGUCCUUGUCACCAUAGAAACCCCACCAAAUAUUUCCUGCAGUGAACACUGAUCUUCUAAGAGUCCCCGUUUCAGAGCACAACAAGCCGAUUUUCUUGUGCUUGUAUCCUCAAAAGGGCUGUUUGCAUUACAAGCCGAUGCAAAGUCUUUACUUUAUAAUAUUUGAAAUCUUUUUGGAGUUGCUUUAGCCUUCUCUUGCCUUCUCUUGUUUUUGAUGCACAGCUUGUUGCUAAUUUCCAUAAGCUUGGCUAAAGAGAGAUGAAUUGAGAAAGAGACAUGUUUGGAAGCAGACUGUUGUGAAACUCAUGGUCCUUUAGCCAGAUUCAAGGCUGUCAUCUUCGACAGUGGAAAAAUAAAUACAUCGGAAAAACCAAACGUAAAAGAAAAGGCAGGUCCAUAGUAAAUGCAGGGUCAAGUGAAGUGAACAUAUUUAAAUAAUACAUUCAUGUUAUUCACUUUGAUGCCAGCAAAAGUAGACCAAAAAGAGCUGCUUUAUUAUGUCAGAUUUAUCAUAGACAUUAGUUAUAGGUUGAGCUACUGAUGCACUCUUUUAGUAAAAGUCUCAAACUUGACUUGAGCCCCAGUACUUUAGCCCACCUGUGGUUGUUACCCAGUAGAUACCGUAGCUUGUCUUGUACCAGUCCAAUGUUUUGGGGUCGUCCAUUGUAGCAUAGCAGCCAGUUGUCGAUCACAUCUAACUUGGAUAUAUUCUACCAACCCCUCCUCCCCAUUCCUUCUGGCCCCUCUCCAACUCUACCACCUCACCUACCUAGUAACCGUGCAGAUAUAUCUGGCCCGUCCGUCAAAAAGGACCGGAACCGCUGAGGCGCCCAAAUCCAACGCAGCAGCCGUGUCUGGCCGUUCCUCCGCUCCCCCCACUGCGCCUGACUCCAAGAGCGCAUCUGACAAGUCUGUCAAGUCCAAUGGAGUCAGGAAGACCCCGACGUUCGCUCUCCCCCUAAGAAAGUCAGUCAGCCAGUCGUCCUACACCCCUUACUCCCCCUUAGACACGCAAAGCUACAAGAGCCCCAUCAAAUCCCCCAGCCAGUACUUCCAAAUCUGUUACUAAGCUAGAACUAUCCCAGCUUUUGGCAUUAGGUGAAAGAGGUUCUGUGGUAACCGUGGAUGUAAAAAUGGACUUGGAAAAAAACAUUCCUCUCCAUGACUGUUAUGUUUCUGUUUUUUGUUGUUGUUGUGUUUUUUCUGUCUUUUUUUUUUUUUUUUUUUGGUCACAUAUUGACAUGGUUUUGACUCUUAUUUGUGUGUCCUCUGGUUGGUUUGUUCGAAUUAGGUUUUUCAUUCCCUUGCUGUGGCACCAUAAGCCUAUGUUUUUGCUUGUUUUGUCUUCUCUUGUUUACUUGUGUGUUGUACUGUACAUUAAACAAAUGCUAUGAUGCUACAUAACAAUGCAAACUGCCUGCUGUUCAUUUUGCACCGUUCAUUGUUAUUAUCUGAAUUGAAGUUACUAAUAAAAGGGAAUCAAAAGCCUUUCUAUCUCUGUGUUUGCUGAUCUAUCAUUUUCUUUACUAAAUUAAUUCACUCCUUUGCAACAAAAAAUGUAUUGUACAUCAACAUCUCAUAACCAUAACACCCCUCUAAACUAUUGAUAACUUCUGUCUCUUUGCAUCUCCCUCUCAUGCAUGAGUCUCUAAACCACACUUUCAUUUUCACUCCUCUCAUACACUGUUCUCACCAUCACAAACACUCCUCUUGUUACCAAUGAGUUAUGACGAAUUGUCCACUGAAAAUGUCUGUUGCUUUUUUUAGAGGAAGGGUAUGUGAAAAUGUAUUUGAAGGGACGACCCAUCACCAUGUACAUGCCCAAAGACCUUGUGGAUACCUACUGCCUGGAAGCCAAAUCGGACCUGCCAAACAAAAAGCUCAAACUGGACUGGGUGUAUCCUUUUUUCACUGUUGCAGGUUCAGUACAUUUCAAAAAGCUAAAUGUACACUACCAGUCAAAAGUUUGGACACACCUACUCAUUCAAGGAUUUUUCUUUAUUUUUACUAUUUUUUACAUUGUAGAAUAAUAGCAAAGACAUAAAAACUAUGAAAUAACACAUAUGGAAUCAUGUAGUAACCGAAAAAAGUGUUAAACAAAUCAAAAUAUAUUUUAUAUUUGAGAUUCUUCAAAUAGCCACCCUUUGCCUUGAUGACAGCUUUGCACACUCAUGGCAUUCUCUCAACCAGCUUCAUGAGGUAGUCACCUGGAAUGCAUUUCAAUUAACAGGUGUGCCUUCUUAAAAGUAAAUUUGUGGAAUUUAUUUCCUUCUUAAUGCAUUUGAGCCAAUCAGUUGUGCAGUGACAAGGUAGGGGGGGUAUACAGAAGACAACCCUAUUUGGUCUCCUCUGAACAGUUGAUGUUGAGAUGUGUCUGUUACUUGAACUCUGUGAAGCAUUUAUUUGGGCUGCAAUUUCUGAGGCUGGUUACUCUAAUGAACUUAUCUUCUGCAGCAGAGGUCAUUCUGGGUCUUCCAUUCCUGUAACAGUCCUCAUGAGAGCCAGUUUCAUCAUAGCGCUUGAUGGUUUUUGCAACUACACUUGAAGAAACUUUCAAAGUUCUUGACAUUUUCCGUAUUGACUUACCUUCAUGUCUUAAAGUAAUGAUGGACUGUCGUUUCUUUUUGGUUAUUUGAGCUGUUCUUGCCAUAAUAUGGACAAAUAAUGCUAUCUUCUGUACACCCCCCCUACCUUGUCACAACACAACUGAUUGGCUCAAACGCACAAAUUAACUUUUAACAAGGCACACCUGUUAAUUGAAAUGCAUUCCAGGUGACUACCUCAUGAAGCUGGUUGAGAGAAUGCCAAGAGUGUGCAAAGCUGUCAUCAAGGCAAAGGGUGGCUAUUUGAAGAAUCUGAAAUAUAACAUAAAUUUUGAUUGUGUUUAACACUUUUUUGGUUACUGCAUGAUUCCAUAUGUGUUAUUUCAUAGUUUUGAUGUCUUCACUAUUAUUCUACAAUGCAGAAAAUAGUAAAAAAAUAAGAAAAACCCUGGAAUGAGUAGGUUUGUCCAAACUUUUGACUUGUACUGUAUAUUUCAAAAGAUAAGAAACGGAUUGUUACGUGGCAUUACAACAUUUGAGUUAUGUUUAUAACAAUAGGCUUGAAAGUCCACGCUUUCAGGACAGAGAUGUAUUGCGACUCGCGAGAUGUAUCCCCCCAUGUAUUGUGAGGUUACACAUUCGCCAAAGUUAGAUUCAGAUUGCAUUCUAUUGCACAGGUGUGAAUGUACAAAGUCACAUCUGGAUGUUCCAAUAAAUCUUUUUCCCUAAUCAAUCAAAUGUAAUCAAUGAAAUGUAUUUAUAAAGCCAUUUUUACAUAAGCAGAUGUCACAAAGUGCGUGUACAGAAACCCAGUCUAAACCCCUAAACAACAAGCAAUGCAGAUGUAGAAGCACGGUGGCUAGGAAAAACUCUCUAGAAAGGCAGGAACCUAGGAAGAAACCUAGAGAGAAACCAGGCUAUGAGGGGUGGCCAAAUCUCUUCUGGCUGUGCCGGGUGGAGAUUAUAAGAGUAUAUGGCCAUUAAGGCCAGAUCUUUCGUCAAGAUGUUCAAACGUUCAUAGAUGACCAGCAGGGUAAAAUAAUAAUCACAGUGGUUGUAGAGGGUGCAACAGGUCAGCACCUCAGGAGUAAAUGUCAGUUGGCUUUUCAUAGGGUCGCGACAGCGAGUGCGGUAGAGAGGGAGGGAGGGAGGGAGGGAGGGAGGGAGAGAGGGGAGGAGAGAGAGACGAGUCGAGAGAGAGAGAGAGAGCGAGACGAGGAUGCGGAUAGAUAGAGAGAGUCGAGAUACGGAUGGAGAUUCAGAGGCUCUAGAUAGAGAGCGAGAGAGCUAGAGAGAGCGGUCGGCAUUUCGAUGAGGAGAGAUCUGGUGAGUCAUGGAAGAGACUCAUUCAGAAACUGAAAUGAAUAGAUUGAAAGUUCUUAUCUUUUGAACUUCUGAGUGUAAAGAACUGAUAUGUAUGUUUAUUUACUUUGUUCAUACGACUUCCCUUGCUUUGGAAAGGUGUAACAAACGUUUCCCAUGCCAAUAAAGCCCUUAAAUUGAAUUGAAUUGAGAGGAGAGAGGGAGAUAGGGUCGAAAACAGCAGGUCCGAGACAAGGUAGCACAUCUGGUGAACAGGUCAGGGUUCCAUAGCCACAGGCAAAACAGCAGAAACUGAAUCAGCAGCACGACCAGGUGGACUGGGGACGGGGACAGCCAGGAGUCAUCAGGCCCGGUAGUCCUGAGGCAUGGUCCUAGGGCUCAGGUCCUCCGGGAGAGAGGGAGACUUUGACUUUUAGUCUUUCUUUCAUGACACAUUCUCAUUUCAUUAAAACCUCACCUCCCCCCCUUAAAAUAAAACUUACAAAAUUACCAAAACCCCCUGUACUGAAUACUCACCUUGCCCCCUACCCCACGAUACAAAAACAAUACCACACAUCACAAUAACCCAAACCUCACCACUUCUACAACCAUAUAUCCAGACCAUCUUCCCCAGCUAUACAGACAGCCCCCCCAACACACCAUAUCUCUUGAAACAUCUCCACACUUUUUAUCAUUUUAUAGAACUCAAAUUCUACCCUUAGGCAGGCAGAGACCAUCCCAUGAAAUAAUAGUAAAGGGUGUGUUAUCCCCCCACCUUUGACCCUGUUCCUCCUUGUUAGCCAAAUAGCCAACUUUGCCUGAGCAAACAGAAAAUUCAACACCACACAUUUGGCCUUUUCGUUAUUUGAAUACCUGUACCCCAUUAUAAACAUCCCGACAGUAAACUCCACCCCCAACCUCUCAAAUAAAACACAUGAAUCACAGUUUCACUCAUGACACAGAAAGGACAUCCCUGUCCAACUCCCGGUUCAACCCGUGUCAACCAGCUGUUAGUGGCCAGGGCUCCAUGUAGAACCCUCCACUGGAGGUCUCCUGACCUCUUUGACACUGGGAGUUUGUAGAGCCCCUUCCAUCUAAAACCCACCAUACUCUCUGCCCCACAUACCCCCUGCCACUGAUGUGCCUUCACUCCUGUUAGGCUCCUAAUGUUCCUUACCUAAAUACAGAGGUUGUAUAGGGCUUUACCUUCCACCCCUUCAAAAUCCCCCAGGCUCGGAGUGUUAAAAUCUAACAAGUCCUCCAGACCCCCUUGCCAGUCCCCAGUCUCUGCCGUCACCUGCAGUGGUGGAAACAUUGGUGGCCCCUCCCCCUUUGGCCGCUCAAACAACCCCCCUUACCGGCUCAGACAGUGCCUCCUGGACUUCCCCCAGGAAUCUCUCCAGCAGCCUAAGAGAUGUUAGUCCUGUUUGUUGUGUUACGACUUCUGGGGUUUUCCACCCCUCCUCCCCCAGCAGUCGGAGGUCACCCAGCCUUAGUAAUCCCGCUGCCAUCAGUCGCCUCUGCAGGGUGGAAGAUAGGCUCCUCCCACACCCACAGCCCAGGCUCCACACCUCCUUCUCGUGUGGGCCUUAGUAGCUGCCAGGCCCUCAGCACCGAAGAGUAAAAAUCAGAGAGACCUGCUGUACUCAGCCCCUCCAGCUUCUUGAGGAAUAGCUGCCGGUCCAACCUAAUCCGCCUGCUCUCCUCAGCAGCGCGCAUGCUGGUUCCCUCCAUCCGACAUCAGUAUGGUACAGCAGUCUCUGCGCCGUCUUUAGUCGGAAUGCAGGCACCCUGCUCUACAGUUCCACCAGGCCCUGUCCUGCUUCAUUUACGGACAUAUACAACACUGCCGCCCUCAGCCAGUGAUGGCCCGACCAGAAAAAAUCCACCAGCUUGUGUUGCAGGUCUGCGAGCAGACCGGCGGGGGGGUUGAGGACAGCCAGUUUAUGCCACAGGGAAGAUGCCACCAGGUUGUUGAUUAUCAGCACCCUCCCUCUAUAUGACACUUGGGACAGGAGCCAAGUCCACCUGGCUAGUCUCGACACCACUGCCUGUGACAGCCCCUCCCAGUUCUUCCUGACCCACCUCUCCGAGCCCAGGUACACCCACAGAUCUUUAAGCCCUUCACAACCCCACUGCAAACCCCCUGGAAGCAGAGGAGGGGCCCUAUCCCCCCAUGCCCCACAUAACAGAGCUUUGCUCUUGCCCCAGUUUAUCUUAGCUGACGAAGCUCCCUUGUACACCUUCAGACUAGUCUCUAGUGCCUGCAUAUCCCGACCAUCCCUGACCAUCACAGAAAUAUUAUCUGCAUACGCUGACGCUGCUAUGCCUGUCAACACACCCAUGCCUGUCCAGCACACUCCCUGCAGUCUCCUGCGUAGCAGGCCAAAAAAGGCUCAAUGGCUAGUGUAUAUAACUGCCCUGAUAGAGGGCAUCCUUGUCUAAUGCCCCGCCUCACCAGACUAGCCUACUGAGCCCCCCUUCCAACUUGACCAUACAUGAUGCCCCAGCAUACAACAUCUUCACACAGGCCAAAAACCUUUCCCCAAACCCAAUUACAGACAUCACAUUAAACAGACACUCAUGGUCCACUCUAUCAAAAGCCUUCUCUUGAUCUAAAGAGACCAGUCCAAAGUUCACAUUAGAACCUCUCGACAAGUCCAACAUGUCCCUGAUUAAAAACAAGUUGUCCGUGAUUGAGUGUCCUGGUACGCAAUAUGUCUCGUCCUUGUGUACUAUAGAGUCCAGAUGGGACUUCAGUCUGUUAGCGAGGACCUUGGCAAAUAUAUUGUAGUCUGCACAGAGCAAUGCCACAGGCCUCCAGUUCUUAAAUUCACAAGUCCCCUUUAUUGGGCAGGAGAGUCAGAGCUGCCCAAAAAUUGACUCAGAGACUCAUACUCCUCUCGUCGCUGCCCCCACCUUUCCCAAAAAGUCUGGAAACCUGAACAAAAAGUGGCAUCUUGUAAGAGCUUUACAUUAAACUUCCAAUAGUAUGCCUGCCGAGGACCUGAUGAAAUAGACAGCCGAGCCAUGGUUAUGUGAUAGUCCGAAAAACCCACCGGGUCAAUGGUAGUGCCCAAUAGCCUAUUGCUCUGAUUCCUGGACAUAUAAAAUCGAUCACUCACCCUAGCCCCAAAGACCUUCACCCAUGUAUACUGUCUUGUGUUGGGAUGUCUAGUUCUCCAAAAGUCCACUAGGUCAAACUGAUUAAUGAUAUCCCUUAACACCCCCACUGAGCCUGAAUGAGGCUCCUCCCCAUUACUGUAUUUUGUCAAAUCCAUCGUACAGCUCCAGUCCCCGCCGACCACCAGCGUCUCCUCAGGCGAUAUCUGUGAGAGUUCCUGUCUAAGGCACCCAAAUAGAAGCCCCCUCUCUCUCCCUGUGUUAGGCGCAUACACAUUUGUAAAGACAAAACCCCUGUUGUUAAUUUCUGCUUUUACUACAAGCAGUCUACCCCUAUACACCUCUUUUGAGGAGCUAAUUUUUACAGACAGACCCGGUACAAAAAGGACUGCCACCCCUGCACUAACAUUUGUCCCAUGGCUCAGCACACUUGCCCCUUUCCACCAGAGCCCCCAAUCAACUUAAUUCACCACAUCACUAUGUGUCUCCUACAGAAACAACACCUGUUCUUUUCUUUGUUUUACAUUUUCACCCAACACACUCCUCUUUCCCGCAUCUCUGGCACCAUUAAUAUUAAGCGAGCCUACCUAUAGAGUCUCCAUAAGAAGUGAGAGAAAAGCCAGCAAAGAAAGAGACCAAUUGCAAAGCUCAAAAAGCCCCAGUGCCAGAAAGAAAACUUUAAUCUAAAUGGUGUCUGAAGGUAGACCUUUAUGCACGGUUAUGACCCACUUCCUCAACCUAAACCGUUUCCUGGGUGAGAGGACACCAUGCCCCUCAUUUUUCAUAGCAUGUUGUACUGAUCUUACAAUCUUGAGACAGGGGGUGGUUUGGGGGACACUGUGGCCCUGUCCAACGAUACCCCCGGCCAGGGCCAACCAGGCAGGAUAUAACAUUUUACAUUUUUAGUCAUUUAGCAGAUGCUCUUAUCCAGAGCGACUUACAGUUAGUGAGUGCAUACAUUUUCAUACUGGCCCCCCGUGGGAAUCGAACCCACAACCCUGGCGUUGCAAACGCCAUGCUCUACCAACUGAACUACACGGGACUAACCCCACCCACUUUGCCAAAGCACAGCCCCCACACCAUUAGAGGGAUAUCAACAGACCACCAACUUACUACCUUGAGACAAGGCUGAGGAUAGCCUACAAAGUUCUUCUCCACCGCACGAGCCCGAGGGGGUGUAAAACCAGACAGGAAGAUCACGUCAGUGACUCAACCGACUCAAGUCAAGUAUAGCGAAAAAAGCAAGGCACAAUGUGACGCACCCCUCCUAGGGAUGGCAUGGGAGAGUACUAGUAACUCAGUGACUCAGCCCCCGUAAUAGGGUCAGAGGGAGAGAAUCCCAGUGGAGAGAGGGCAGCAAGGGCGGUUUGUCACUCCAGUUCCUUGCCGUUCACCUUCACACCCCUGGGCCAGACUACACUCAAUCAUAGGACCUCCUGAAGAGAUGAGUCUUCAGUAAAGACUUAAAGGUCAAAACUGAGUCGGUGUCUCUCACAUGGAUAGAUAGACCAUUCCAUAACAAUUGAACUUUAUAGGAGAAACCCCUGCUUCCAGCUGAUUGCUUAGAAAUUCAAUAAGUAUGCCUGCGUCUUGUGACCGUAGCAUACAUGUAGAUAUGUACGGUAGGACCAAAUCAGAGAGAUAGGUAGGAGAAAGUCCAUGUAAUGCUUUGUAGGUUAGCAGUAAAACCUUGAAAUCAGCCCUAGCCUUAACAGGAAGCCAGUGUAGAGAGGCUAGCACUGGAGUAAUAUGAUACAUUCUUUGGUUCUAUUCAAGAUUCUAUCAGCCGUAUUUAGCACUAACUUCAGUUUAUUUAGUGCUUUAUCCAGGUAGCCGGAGAGUAGAGCAUUACAGUAGUCUAAUCUAGAAGUGACAAAAGCAUGGAUUAGUUUUUCUGGAUAAUGUUUGGGACAAAACAUUUCAGAUUUUGCAAUGUUACGAAGAUGGAAACAGCUGCACUUGAAAUAUACUUGAUAUGUUUGUCAAAAGAGAGAUCAGGGUCCAGAGUAACUCGGAGUACCUUCAUAGUUUUAUUUGAGACGACAGUACAACCAUCAAGAUUAAUUGUCAGAUCAAACAGCAGAUCUCUUUGUUUCUUAGGACCUAGAACUAACAUCUCUGUUUUGUCCGAGUUUAAAAGGAAAACAUGUGCUUCCAUCCACCUCCUUAUGUCUGAAACACAGGCUUCCAGGGUAGGCAAUUUUGGAGCUUCACCAUGUUUCAUUGAAGUGUACAGUUGUGUGUCGUCCGCAUAGCAGUGAAAGUUGACAUUGUGUUUCCGAAUGACAUCACCAAGAGGUAGAAUAUACUUUCAACAGAAGUGCGUCAAUCGUAUCUUACAGAAUUAUCCAUUUGGAACUCAGGAAGGUCACAGAGGGUGUCUGUAUGAUAGGUUGUAAAUAUAGACUACGGUGGCAUAAGGGGCCAAGCAGCUUUUAUUUAAGUGCCUCAUUGAAUUCAAUCAAACUAUAUUGGUUAAUAUGUAGGCUACAGUUGAUGUCCUUUUGAAGUUAUGUGGAUCUUGACCUAGAUGCCCAGUUAUGGGUACAGGGGACGUGACUGUCGCUGUAACCUGUACCUGCUACCCACGGGAGAGACGGUCUACUUCAUUGCAUCUGUUGUGGUGCUGUACAACGUGGACGAGCAGCUCCAGAGACACUACACCGGGCACACUGAUGACAUCAAGUGGUGAGAAAAAACAGAAUGUGAAACUUUAUUUCUCCUGUACUGUACAGAAAUUUCGACCUAAGCUGGACGUAUGAUGCUGUCCUAAUAUGGACACUAUACUCAUCAAACACUGCCCUAUUUCACCUAGCUAUAAAUAAUUUUCACCAUCAUCCAUGUAUUCUCAGACCAACAGUACAGUUGAGUAAUUUAUUAAGCAAUUUUUUUACAAUAAUUUGUUGACAACUAAAGUAUGUAUACAUCUGGCCCUUCAUUGGACACUGUGUUAACAAACCUCCAAACGAGCUUCAAUGCCAUACAACACUCCUUCCGUGGCCUCCAAUUGCUCUUAAACGCUAGUAAAACUAAAUGCAUGAUCUUCAAUCAAACACUGCUUGCACCCGCCUGCCCGACUAGAAUCACUACUCUCGGCGGCUCUGACUUAGAAUAUGUGGACAACUACAAAUACCUAGGUGUCUGGUUAGACUGUAAACUCUCCUUCCAGACUCACAUUAAGCAUCUCCAAUCCAAAGUUAAAUCUAGAAUUGGCUUCCUAUUUUGCAACAAAGCCUCCUUCACUCAUGCUGCUAAACAUGCCCUCAUAAAACUGACUAUCCUACCGAUCCUUGACUUCGGCGAUGUCAUUUACAAAAUAGCUUCCAACACUCUACUCAGGAAAUUGGAUGUAGUCUAUCACAGUGCUAUCCGUUUUGUCACCAAAGCCCCAUAUACUACCCACCAUUGUGACCUGUACGCUCUCGUUGGCUGGCCCUCACUACAUAUUUGUUGCCAAACCCACUGGCGCCAGGUCAUCUAUAAAUCCCUUCUAGGCAAAUCCCCGCCUUAUCUUAGCUCAUUGGUCACCAUAGCAACACCCACCCGUAGUAUGCGUUCCAGCAGGUAUAUCUCACAGGUCAUCCCCAAAGCCAACACCUCCUUUGGUCGCCAUUCCUUCCAGUUCUCUGCUGCAAAUGACUGGAACGAACUGCAAAAAUCUCUGAAACUGGAGACACUUAUCUCCCUCACUAUCUUUAAGCAUCAGUUGUCAGAGCAGCUUACCGAUCACUGCACCUGUACACAGCCCAUCUGUAAUUAGCCCACCCAACUACCUCAUCCCCAUAUUGUUAUUUACAUUGUUUUUUAUUUUGCUCAUUUGCACCCCAGUAUCUCUAUUUGCACAUAAUCUUCUGCACAUCUAUCACUCCAGUGUUAAUUAUUUUGCACUAUGGCCUAUUUAUUGCCUUACCUCCAUAACUUACUACAUUUGCACACACUGUAUAUAGAUUUUCUAUUGUGCUAUUGACUGUACGUUUUGUUUAUUCCAUAUGUAACUCUGUGCUGUUGUUGUUUUUUCCGCACUGCUUUGCUUUAUCUUGGUCCAGGUCGCAGUUGUAAUUGAGAACUUGUUCUCAACUGGCUUACCUGGUUAAAUAAAGGUUAAAUAAAAUAAACAAAUGUUUCUGGUAUCCAAAGUUGGAAGGGCUUUGCAACCCACCUUGUUGCACACUUGUGUCACGCUACCUUUGAUAUCAAAUCCUCCGUAUUUCUAUACAGACAGAGCUACCGUGACACCACUGCUUUGAUCAGUAUUCUCAUAUAGUCCCAUAGAAUAACCCAUAGGGUAAACAGGUGGCUGGUCUGCAGCUGCUUUGUCCUCAGUGAUAGCGAUGGCCAGGUAAUUAUCUCAGACAGAAAAGGCUGGUUGGAAAUAUAAUGAGCUGAAACUUGAGGGGUCGCCCUGAGGUCAUGCUCAUAAUGAAAAGCGAAAUAAUUAGAGUUGAGUCAUGGCUGGGCACAGAAAGAUGUUAGCUUCCUUUUCACUGUAAUACAGAUAUUCCUGACAUUCACUUAUCUCUGUAAGGCAUAGUGCCCUUCUGUUGUGCCGUUCUAUCGGAAGCUGUCAGUAACAGAAGGGGAAGAAGGGGACAGUCUUGUCAACAUCAGUAGGAAUCAAUCAAUCAUCGACUUAGGAGGCGCACACACCACCCACCGCUUCCGAGUAUAUUAGUCACUAAUGUUCAGUCUUUGGCUAACAAAGUAGAUGAGCUCAGGGCAAGGAUUUGUUUCCAGAGACAUCAGGGCCUGUACUUUGUUUCAAGGAAACAUGACUCUCUCGGGAUACUCUGUCAGAAUCGGUCCAGCCAGAGGGAUUCUCAGUUCAUCGCGCAGAUAGGAAUAAAUAUCUCUCCUGGAAGCAGAAGGGAAGAGGUGUGUGUUUCAUGAUUAGCAACUAAUGGUGUAAUUGUAGUAACAUACAGGAACUCAAGUCCUUCUGUUCACCCGACCUAGAAUACCUCACAAUCAAAUGCCAACCGUAUUAUCUCCCAAGAGAAUUUUCCUCCAUUAUAGCCACGGCCGUUCAUAUCCCCCCUCAAGCCGAUACCACGACGGCCCUCCAAGAACUUCACUGGACUUUAUGCAAACUGGAACCCACAUAUACUGAGGCUGCAUUUAUUGUAGCUGGGAAUUUUAAUCAAGCACAUUUGAGGUCUAGGCUGUCGAAGUUCUAUCAACAUAUCGACUGUAGUACUCGUGCUCCUAAAACACUGGACCACUGCUUUCAAACUUCCGCGAUGCUUACAAGGCCCUCCCCCGCCCUGCUUUCAGCAAAUUUGACCACGACUCCAUUUUGCUUCUCCCUUCCUAUAGGCAGGAACUCAAACAGGAAGUACCUGUGCUAAGGACUACUCAACGCUGGUCUGACCAAAUUCGAAUCCACGCUUCAGGAUUUUUUUGAUUCCGCGGACUGGGAAAUGUUCCGGGUAGCUUGCGAAAAUAAUUUAGACGAAUACACUGAUACAGUAACUGAGUAUAUCAGGAAGUGUAUAGGAGAUGUCGUACCCACUGUGACUAUUAAAACCUACCCUAAACAGAAACCGUGGAUAGUUGGCAGCAUUUGCGUGAAACUGAAAGCGCGAACAACUGCAUUUAACCAUGGCAAGGUGACUAAGAAUAUGGUAGAAUACAAACAGUGUAGUUAUUCACUCCGCAAGGCAAUCAAACAAGCAAAACGUCAGUAUAGAGACAAAGUGGAGUCGCAAUUCAAUGGCUCAGACACGAGAAGUAUGUGGCAGGGUCUACAGACAAUCACGGACUACAAAAGGAAAUACCAGCAACGUCGCAGAGACUGAGUCUUGCUUCCGGACAAGCUAAACACCUUCUUCGCCCGCUUUGAGGAUAACACAGUGCCACCGACGCGGCCUGCUACCAAGGACUGUGGGCUCUCCUUCUCCAUGGCCGACGUGAGUAAAAAAUUUAAACAUGUUAACCCUCGCAAGGCUGCCGGCCCAGACGGCAACCCUAGCCGUGUCCUCAGAGCAUGCGCAGACCAGCUGGCUGGUGUGUUUACGGACAUAUUCAAUCUCUCCCUGCCUGCUUCAAGAUGGCCACCAUUGUUCCUGUACCCAAGAAAGUAAAGGUAACUGAACUAAACGACUAUCGCCCCGUAGCACUCACCUCUGUCAUCAUGAAGUGCUUUGAGAGACUAGUCAAGGAUUCCUCUGUGGUCCUCUGUAGCUCAGCUGGUAGAGCAUGGCGCUUGUAACGCCAGGGUAGUGGGUUCGAUCCCCGGGACCACCCAUACACAAAAAAAAAAAUGUAUGCACGCAUGACUGUAAGUCGCUUUGGAUAAAAGUGUCUGCAAAAUGGCAUAUUAUUAUCAUAUCACCUCUACCUUGCCUGACCCCCUAGACCCACAUCAAUUUGCUUACCACCCCAAUAGAUCCACAGACGAUGCAAUCGCCAUCACUUGGCACACUGCCCUAUCCCAUCUGGACAAGAGGAAUACCUAUGCAAGAAUGCUGUUCAUUGACUAUAGCUCAGCAUUCAACACCAUAGUACCCUCCAAGCUCAUCAUUAAGCUCGAGGCCCUGGGUCUGAACCCCGCCCUGUGCAACUGGGUCCUGAACUUCCUGACGGGCCGCCCCCAGGUGGUGAAGAUAGGAAACAACACCUCCACUUUGCUGAUCCUCAACACUGGGGCCCCACAAGGGUACGUGCUCAGCCCACUCCUGUACUCCCUGUUCACCCAUGACUGCAUGGCCAAGCACGCCUCCAACUCAAUCAUCAAGUUUGCAGACGACACAACACCAGUAGGCUUGAUUACCAACAAUGACGAGACAGCCUACAGGAAGGAGGUGAGGACUCUGGGAGUGUGGUGCCAGGAAAAUAACCUUUCACUCAACGUCAACAAAACAAAGGAGAUGAUCGUGGACUUCAGGAAACAUCAGAGGGUGCACCCCCCUAUCCACAUCGACGGGACCGCAGUGGAGAAGGUGGAAAGCUUAAAGUUCCUUGGCGUACACAUCACUGACAAACUGAAAUGGACCACCCACACAGAAAGUGUGGUGAAGAAGGCCCAACAGAGCUUCUUCAACCUCAGGAGGCUAAAGAAAUUUGUCUUGGCACCUAAAACCCUCACAAACUUUUAAGAGCAUCCUGUCGGGCUGUAUCACCACCUGGUAAGGCAACUGCACCGCCCACAACCGCAAGGCUCUCCAGAGGGUGGUGCGGUCUGCACAAUGCAUUACCGGUGGCAAACUACCCGCCCUCCAGGACACCUACAGCACCCGAUGUCACAGGAAGGCCAAAAAGAUAAUCAAGGACAUCAACCACCCGAGACACUGCCUGUUCACCCCGCUAUCAUCCAGAAGGCGACUAUGGGAGACUGAAAAACAGCUUCUAUCUCAAGGCCAUCAGACUGUUAAACAGCCAUCACUAGCACAUUAGAGGCUGCUGCCUAUCGACAUAGACUAGAAAUCACUAGCCACUUUAAUAAUGUUUUCAUAUCUUGCAUUACUCAUGUCAUAAGUAUAUACUGUAUUCUAUAUUCUAUACUAUUUUACUGUAUCUUAGUCCAUGCCGCUCUGACAUCGCUCAUCCAAAUAUGUAUAUAUUCUUAAUUAAUUCCUUACUUAGAUUUGUGUUUAUUGGGUAUAUGUUGUGAAAUUGUUCGAUAUUACUUGUUAGAUAUUACUGCACUGUCGGAGCUAGAAGCACAAGCAUUUUGCUACACCUGCAAUAACAUAUGCUAAACAGCAAUUCACAGUUUCAUACUACACUUAAGACACAAAACAUUUAUCUUUGAUAUGCUUUGAGGUCUCAGUGGUUUUUCAUCAUUGUUCAAAUCGGCCUUCAGAUGUUCAAAGUGUUUGCCGUCUCUCUGUUCCUCUGUCUGUGUUCUAUAGUCUGGCUGUACAUCCUGAUAAAAUCACCAUAGCAACAGGACAGGUGGCAGGCACGUCUUCUGAAGGCAAAGUAAGUGACCUCUCAUCCUCACAUAACUUUGAACCUAUGAACAGUUCACUUAUUUAAUCAUUAGAAAUAAUGUGUGUGUGUGUGUGUGUGUAUGUGUGUGUGUGUGUACUGACAGCAGUUGGCUCCUCAUGUGCGUGUUUGGGACUCUGUGAGCCUCAACACCCUCCACGUUCUGGGGACAGGCUUCUUUGACCGCGCCCUGGUUUGCCUCGCAUUCUCCAAGUCGGUAAGCAAUGGACCUUGGUAAAACAACAUGCAUGCAUAUCAUAUCUCAUAUGUGAACCAGAUUUUGAGUGUGCCUUUACUGGUCAGAAAAGGUUUCCUAAAUAACUGAGGACAGGGCUGAUCCAUCUUUCUUGAUCUGUGCAGAACGGAGGCAACACACUGUGUGUAGUAGACGACUCCAACGACCAUGUGCUCUCUGUGUGGGACUGGCAGAGAGAGGAGAGACUGGCUGAUGUCAAGGUGAGUGUAUAUGUGUCCGACCGGGGUUUGAACCUGUGCGCAUCAGAAAAUUGUUAGCCCUCUAAACUAAAGUCUUCAGGCCUCAGGAAAGCUUACCUGGCUUUUGAGUUGCUCUAUCGAUCCUCAUAGACGUUUGGCACGUGUCACGAUGAUUGUUUCUGUCCCGUUACAGUGUUCCAACGAGGCAGUGUUCGCUGCCGACUUCCACCCCACUGACACCAACAUUAUAGUCACGUGUGGGAAGUCACACCUCUACUUCUGGACACUGGAGAGGGGUACCCUUGCCAAGAAGCAAGGCUUGUUCGAGGUAUGACAUGAGAUUUCUCAUUUAUACUGCCUCAUGUUCAUCUGCUAGAUAAUCUGAGUUUUAGAGGAAAUGUAUUUGCUAAAAUCAAUAUAAUAUAUGCCAUUUAGCAGACGCUUUUAUCUAAAUUCAAUGCAGCUAGAACCGGCUGUGUUGCCUUUGGUCUUUAGUUCUUCACCCCAUGUUAGAGAAUGUCAUAUUUUCAGGUUUUCAGUAGUUAGGUUCUCUGUAGUGUUAUUGAAGCUGCAUGUCUAUCUCCGUCUGUUUUCUGACUAUACAACUCUGUUCUAUCUCUGCCCCCCAAGUAAAUAAAGCCAUAUUUAUGUUCCUUGCAGAAACAAGAGAAGCCCAAGUUUUUCUUGUGUGUGACUUUUUCAGAAAAUGGAGACACCAUAACUGGAGACUCAAGUGGAAAUAUACUGGUGUGGGGAAAAGGUAAAACUGUCAUUCGAUAGAAUUAACCAUCAAACCCAAAAGGGUUCUACCUGGAACCAAAAAGGGUUCUUCAAAGGGUUAUCCUAUUGGGACAGCCAAAGAACCCCUUUAGGUUCUUUUUUUCUAAGAGUGCAGCUCCCUGUCCUGUUGUUUUCAGAGUGUGUGUUUGUUACAUUUACAUUUUAGUCAUUUAGCAGACGCUCUUAUCCAGAGCGACUUACAGGAGCAAUUAGGGUUAAGUGCCUUGCUCAAGGGGGAACAUUGACAGAAUAUACAAAAAUAAAACAAAAAGGUCACAGACAGAUUUUUCAGCUAGUUGGCUUGGUCAUUCAAACUAGCGACCUUUUGGUUAUUGGCCCAUUGUUUUGCCCCAUUUUGGCUCAUCAAAGGCUCUUUAUUAUGAGAGAGUUGUCAGGAGGCUGGGGUCAGAAUAUGGUCAUGCCUAGGAUAGAACAACAAGGUCUGUCUUGUGAGUGAACUGCUCUUGACCAUGUGUUGUAGAACAAACAGCUAGCUAUCUUCUGCCUUCUCCAAGGGUGUUCUGUCUUUCUCUCUGUUUUACAGGCACUAAUCGAAUUAGCCACACCAUUCAGGGUGCACACGAGGGGAGCAUCUUUGCACUGUGUAUGUUGAGGAACAGCACAUUGGUGUCAGGAGGAAAAGAUCGGAAACUCAUCUCUUGGGAUGGGAGCUACCAGCAGAUCCAAUCGGUUGAGGUGAGACACGUGCGGAUUCGUGUACAUACACCCAAAAAAGUAGACCCAUGAUAUAGGCCAUUUCCAUAGUACAUCUACAGUAUAUCAGGGUCUUGGCCAUAGGAUAAAUUAAUUAAGACGUCCUUUGAAGUCCUUUUGCAUAUUGCAAAAGAUAAUGCUAGCUUUUUCAGAAAUAUGGGGGUUUUGGUUGAUGCAUGUUCACAGUAAGUAUUUAUGUAAACAGUAAUACCAAUGAUUUGUACAAGGAAAAUGUGCUCUUUUACAAUGCCCAUGUCCCCUCUCCAUACCCCCCACCCAGCCAUCUGUAAAAUCAAACACAGAUAAUACAAAGAAAACAACCCUCACACCUACCGUGGCAGGAAGCUUACCAUUGGUAUGAAUAAUCAUAUUUAUUUUCCCACCUUUCCCAGGUUCCUGAGUUAUUUGGCCCUGUCCGCACUGUUGCCGAGGGCAAAGGGGAGAGUGUGCUUAUUGGGACCACCAGGAACUAUGUUCUACAAGGCAGUUUGUACGGCGAAUUUACCCCCAUCACACAAGUGGGUAAAAUCAAAGCCAUAUAGAUAUGGCUGUGGGUACAAUGAUUGGACAUUCUAGUUCAUGCUGACGUAGGGUGUUUUCAGUUAAUUCAGACAUUCUUUAAGCUCAUUAGCUGGUUAUUUAGUAAUGUCCAGCAUCUUCUGGCUAGCAUUUUUGGUGCAUGUAGCAAUGCUAAUGGUAACAGAUGGACCCAGCUAGAGGAAAGUACAGAAUGGGACUACAUUAAGCAAGUAUUUGCCUCUUUCUAGCAACUGAAUGCCAACUAGGCUAACUGUCCUCCCUAACUGCUCCAGGGUCACACCGAUGAGCUGUGGGGGUUGGCCGUGCACCCCUGGAAACCCCACUUCCUCACCUGUGGCCACGACAAGCACGUCAGCCUGUGGGACACCUCCACGCACCAGCCUGUCUGGACCAAGACUAUGGAGGUAGAGAGGCAGACAGUGCUCCCUGGGGGACAACUCUGAGCCUCACACGUUAUACUCAGUUAACAUGAAAUGUAUGAGUAGAAGGGCCACAAGCUUAGCUUGUUCCCUGAUAUGUUUGUGCUGUAUAGCCAACAACUGUCAUGACAAAUAUAUUGGCUAUACAGCACAAACAUAUCUGGGACCAGGCUACCACAAGCUUUUGCUGACCACAUGAUCUGAUUCAGAAAAACGAUGUUUGUGCCCUAAUUAUAAUAGUGGAGAAAUGUGUAGGGUACUAUCUCAACCCUUUGUGUUUAUAAAUCUCUCAAAAAGCUUCAGUCUCUCUGUGUUGUAAUAGAUCUUCACUGAGGCUGGUUAUUUGGGUGUGGUAAAAUGUGUUAGGAUGCAGUAUUGAAAUGAGACAUCCUUUGUUUCUUUCAUGAACAGGACGCAGCUCAGUCUGCUGGAUUCCAUCCCUCUGGAGCAGUGGUUGCUAUAGGAAUGCAGACCGGCAGGUGAGAAAGUAGUGCUCGAGGAGAAUCUUAUUAUGCCAAUUCAAUCACAAAAGCCAUAGAGAUCUGCCAGUAACAAUAAUAACACAUGUAAUUUGCAUAGUGCUUUUCAGUACAAUAUGAAUCUCAAAGGGGUGUUGUGAAACUACAGGAGAUGUGAUGUGUUAGUAUGCUUUUAAUCAUGAGAGGAUGGAUAACUUUCAUCAUACAGGUGGCUGGUGCUGGAGACCGACUCUAAGGAUCUAGUCACAGUGCACACAGAUGGAAAUGAACAGCUGUCUGUUAUAAGCUUUGCACCGGGUAAGUGUUCUUAAGGCUCUUAUAUUGCUUUAUUACUUGUUAUAAGCAUGCAUGAGGCUUUAUUAUGACAUAUUAUAAGGAUUAUAAUAGGUUAUGUCUCUCUAUGUAGCACAUCUUCUAAAUAAAAAUGGCUGUUAUUUAGUCAGUAUCAUUAUCAGAUGAUAGUUGUAGGGCUGUCAAAGUUAACACGUUAAUAACGCGUUAACGUGGCGUAAUUUUUUGAAACUGUUAAUCGCAUGUCCCUUUUUAAGUGCAUGUGUUUCCGCAUGGACCGUAUUCCUGGGGGGGUGGUUCUACUAAGCUAACAUAUGGAUUGUUUUAAGAUGGUCAAACCAACAAUCAUUUCGCUAUUUGAUUUUGAAUUUUAGGAUCCCUUUAGGUAUAAAAAGGAUAUAUAUUAGAUUUUUGCUGAAACAUUGAAUUUGGCCUUAGCCCAUAGAAACGCAUUGAAUAACAGAUUCAUACAUGGAAAAACAGAUAGUAAAAAACAAAUCUAAAGGAAGCUUGUUUUUAAGUGUCUGUCCUAUAUCUGAGAGAUAUAAGAAGAUCAGGAAAUUAUUAGAUUUUCUUCCCCCCACAUAUUUAACAUAUUUAACACAUAUGUUGGGCACUAAACUACUUCCACAUACACUGAGUUUACAAAACAUUAGGAACACUUGCUCUUUCCAUGACAUAGACUGACCAGGUGAAUCCAGUAUAAAAAAAAUGGGAAGUAGGAACACCUUCCUAAUAUUGAGUUGCACCCCCAUUUGUCCUCAGAACAGCCUAAAUUCGUCAGGGCAUGGAAGCGUUCCACAGGGAUGCUGGCCCAUGUUGACUCCAGUGCUUCCCACAGUUGUGCCAGCAGCAUUGCAGUUAUUUUUUUAGCGAUCCAAUUGACAUUUUAGUCAUUUAGCAGACGCUCUUAUCCAGAGCGACUUACAAUUAGUGAGUGCAUACAUUUUUCAUACUGGCCCCCCUGUGCACAACCGGUGCACCUGGCACCUACUACCAUACCCCGUUCAAAGGCAAUUAAAUGUUUUGUCUUGCCCAUUCACCCUCUGAAUGGCACACAAUCAAAAUCCAUGUCUCAACUGUCUCAAAGCUUAAAAAUCUUUCUUUAACCUGUCUCCUCCCCUUCAUCUACACUGAUUGAAGUGGAUUUAACAAGUGACAUCAAUAAGGGAUCAUAGCUUUCACCUGGAUCCACCUGGUCAGUCUAUGUCAUGGAAAGAGCAGGUGUUCUUAAUGUUUUGUAUACUCAGUGUAGGUUGACUGUGAUACGGAUACAUGCCAUAUUAUUUAUGUCGGCGACAUUAUCUGUUCUAACCUACAUCUCCUGUCCCUAUCCCUAGAUGGCAAUUUCCUGGCGAUCGGCUCUCAUGACAACUACAUCUAUAUCUACGCAGUGGGGGAGAGUGGCAGGAAGUACAGUCGAGUGGGAAAGUGC
Molecule: messenger RNA, 31445 nt
Organism: Coregonus sp. 'balchen'
Lineage: Eukaryota; Metazoa; Chordata; Actinopteri; Salmoniformes; Salmonidae
Source: the annotation of a GenBank genome assembly